Molecule: messenger RNA, 2676 nt
Organism: Oncorhynchus gorbuscha (pink salmon)
Lineage: Eukaryota; Metazoa; Chordata; Actinopteri; Salmoniformes; Salmonidae
Product: SLAM family member 5-like
Exons: 6
Coding region: 131-1087 (318 amino acids)
Source: RefSeq, a predicted model, not a curated record
UCGUCUUAAUGAAUACACCACAAAGGGCUGCUGGUCUGGUUGAGUCUAUUCUCUCCUCUGUACCAGGACAAGAUCACAUCUUUCCGGUUCUUCACAGUGCGCACCACUGAACAGCUGGAGCUUUAGAGGAAUGAACCAUUUGUUCAGAUGGAAAAGGCUUGCCAGACUGAUGUUCAUGCUGCUAUAUUUUGUCAUUAAUGUACUCUGUGCUUCCCAGCAAACAGUCCAGUCUGAGACUCAGCAGGUGAAAGGCAUCGUGGGACAGUCUUUCUCUUUUCAAGAGAGGGUGAUCAAGUCUGGCAAUUUACUUUAUGGAGACCUUGGCAGUAUUGCAAAUGUGUACCCUGGUAAAGAAGGCAACAUCACCCUUGAGAAGAGAUUUGAAAACCGCCUCCACUUGAACAAUGCUACAAGAUACUUCACUCUGUCAGACCUUCAGAUAGACGAUGCUGGGGUUUAUACUGUUGAGAAUACAGACGAAGAGAAAAAAACAUCAGCAUUUGAGCUCACUGUAUACAAUUCUGUUUCCAAACCUCAGGUGACAGAGUGUGACAGCAGCUCCUGUAGUGUGGUGUGUUCUGUGGACAAUGAAAAAGAGGUGACCUUGACCCUGUACAGGGGAGAGGAAAUACUAAACCAGACCAGCAGUCCUGACCUCACCACCGAUCUAUCUCUCCAUUUGGAGGUAGAGGGAAGCUGUGUGGCUUCCAACCCUGUCAGCAAUGAGACAGUUCUUGUCCCAAAAUGUUGCAGUGAAGAUGGUCGUGCUAAUGAUGCAGACAGUGGCGAGAGGACUCUGGGUGUGCUUAUUAUUGCUGUAAUCUGCGUUUUGGUUGCCUCGGGGCUGUUUGGACUUGCAAUCUAUCUAAGGAAGCGUAGAAAUGGACACUCACAAGAUUCAGCCGAAAGAGUGCAGGUUGACAUUGAGUAUACAGAGAUAACUCCUAAAAAACGAACAGAUAACCAGGAGGAGCGAACAGAUAUACCAGAAUUGGAGUGGCGUAGAGACAACCCUAAGCUGACAUCAGUUUAUGAUACACUCCUGUUACAUCGCAUGGCUGCCAGCGGGGAUGUUGACACAGCAUGAAAGAGACAAAUGUGAAGUCAAUAGGAUAACUCACAUCAUGUAGGGGACAGUAUAUCAUGAAGAGGACAUUGAAACAAAACUAAAGUCAAAAAUGAUUCACCCAGAAAACCUCUUAGAGGCACAGUUGUUAUGGGAGAAAAAUCCCCUGGCACUGUUGUGCUGAUAUUAGAAUUUCAGGUUUCCUUUGUAGGUCAUUCUCACAAACCUGUCAAAUAGAGACCUCGAUGACAUCCACUGAUAAGGACCAAUUCAAUAGCUAUCCAUUGAGUUAGUAGCAGAAUAUCCUUCUUUUCAAGUGCCUUUUUUCCCCAAAUCUCAAUGUAUAGGUUAAAACAAAUGGAACAUAUAUUUUAAUACAUUUCACUAGUGUGUUUGCUAUGCUACUGCUGGACCAACGCUUAUUUUCAGUACUGUCUGUUCUGUUGUUUAAAUGUAGGUGCCUCCCCUGUAUCGUUUUUAGAGCUGGUCAUUGUUUAGCUUGCCAGUGGAUAGCAGCUGUGUACAUCAUAUAAAAAGAGCAGGUGUUUGAGAUAAAGCCACCUACUCCUUAGAAGCAAUGGCUGUUAGGCUUCUUUAGAAACAAAAGGUCCAUAGAUAAAUGUUUUCCUUUCACCGUGUAUGUUGUAUUGAAAAUAACUUUGAGGGAUAGAUCUUGAUUUAAUUCAAUUGUAGCUCUUAAUUAGCUUGUUUAGUUUAUUAUGAUGGUCCAUUUAUUAGUUGUCCUUAUCUAUGAAGCACAUCCUUCCUUAAGAAUACAAUCACUCCCUCCUGCAGACUCUGUAGACUCUGUAGACUCUCCUUCUAUCAGAGCAUGUUGUGCUCCACCUAUAUUAUUGCAGCCUUUGUAUAUACCUGUGCCAGCACAGGUUACUGUGACCCUAAAUGUUUUACAUUAAUGUUUUACAUAAUCUAGCACAAUCUAGCAUAAUCUAGCACAACUCAAAAUAUGAUGGUAGAUUACUCCAUUCCACAUUUAUGUUUUUGUUGUCAUUUAAAUCUGUGUAAACAAAUCAUGUAUUGCUUCAGAAUACCUGGGUAAACUGUCAUUCCUUGAAACCAUGGCUGCUUCUAUUAGUUUAAGAGUGGCAACAUUUCACCAGAGACACAACUCCAUGUUGGGGUUUUAACGUUGCCCACUUCUAGGGUCAAAUAGGAGAGACAACUGUAAUUGUUUGGUGGAUUCUCUAUUCAGUGAGUUUAAGUGUGUGACCUUUUGUCCUGUCACUUUGCAUGCCAGGCAGCUGUAUUUUUAUUUUUUAUUUACAAUAAUGACCACAAAUAGUGAAUUUCUAACUUUUUAUUUAAAAAUCCUAUAAUAUUUACAGCUUUGUUUUGAGAAAACAUUGACCUUUUCUCCCAUCUAGUGGUUGAUUGAUUUUUUUAAAUUUAUUUCAGUAUACUGUACAUAAUGUAUAGUGUUUCGCUCUGAGACAGUGUACUGUGAAUUGUGUAAGUGUAUCUUAAAUCAUGUUCAACCAAUAUGUUCUCUAACAACCUUUCUGUGCUGUAGACUGUGGUCACGCAUUUUUGUGCCAAUGUGCCAUUAUUUAUACAUUAUUGUGAGUAAAAAUUAAAACAUUUGUGAAAUA